Messenger RNA from Rhincodon typus (whale shark), 457 nucleotides. Its product is annotated as WD repeat-containing protein 49-like. Lineage: Eukaryota; Metazoa; Chordata; Chondrichthyes; Orectolobiformes; Rhincodontidae. The transcript is spliced from 5 exons. Gene Ontology annotation, molecular function: protein binding. The record is from RefSeq and is a predicted model, not a curated record. Bases 1 to 429 code for a protein of 142 amino acids.
AUGUACAGACAUGGACAUUCGUUCAAAGAAAAUGCAGUGUGUUUGCUGUGUGAGCUGCCAGCACAUACUGUUUGGGACAUUGAAGACCAAACAUGCCUCAUCACUGUGAAACCUAAAGAUAGUCAGAUUAAUGGAGAUUUGGCCACUUGCUAUCAUUCUCAGGAAUUAAAGGCACUCUACAUUGCAACUGAUUCACUAGCACAGCUACUGCUCCAGAGCAGAAAGGAACUGAAUAAAGGUGUGUCUCACAAGAAACCCGUUCUGUGUUGUCAAUACAAUAAGCUAAUGAGACAAGUCGUCACUUGCUGUGAAGGAUCUGAUAUUAAAGUGUGGGAUCUGGACACUGGCCAACUUGUAUUUGAAUUCACCAGAGCUCGUGGAGAUGCUGCUAUAACUUGCAUGACUUUUGACACGGAUGAAGGAAGGUGAGAAUUUGAGUAUCAAUAAACUACUAUGC